Molecule: messenger RNA, 831 nt
Organism: Necator americanus (New World hookworm)
Lineage: Eukaryota; Metazoa; Nematoda; Chromadorea; Rhabditida; Ancylostomatidae
Exons: 8
Coding region: 1-831 (276 amino acids)
Biological process (GO): exocytosis; Golgi to plasma membrane transport
Cellular component (GO): exocyst; cytoplasm
Source: RefSeq, a predicted model, not a curated record
AUGGCGGUGAAUUCCGGAGGAGGAAGGGAGACAAUAGACAUCAUUGACUGGAUGCGCCACGCGGCCAGUCCAUCUGUUUUUCAUAGUAUUGGUUUGGCUUACAGACCUGUGAAUUAUUCUUUUCUCUCUUCCGUUUUCAUCAUGAGCGGCCAGUAUUUCGCCACCUAUGUUGAGGAUUUGGAGCAAGAUCCUUUUGAUGCGAUAGAUUUUGUCGAACGCGUUGCAUGGAGAAUGACCGGUGGAGCAGAAACAAUAACUGAUCCCGUAUCGUUGAAAAAUAAAUUCGAGGAAGAAAUCGGAAGCCUGCAAAUGCUAUGCGAUCAGUUUCAGAGCAAAAUAGCAAUACUGGAGCACGAAUUAAACAAGGAGAAACGUGAGUAUGUCAACCAAUUGCAGCGUUUAUAUGAGAGGAAUGCGGAAGCCAUCGAUAAAGUCAAACAACUCGAUGCAACUAUGCAGUCGGUAUCAACGAAGGUUGUUCAUCUAGGUGAUCAACUUGAAUCGGUUCACCAACCAAGGCAGCGUGCUCACGACGCUCUGCAACUUAUCCAACAUUUUGACGAGUUUUUGUCAGAUCAGCCUUUGAAUUCCAUGAUUUUCACAGAUCCAGACAAGCUGUUGGAAUCAGCCGAUCUAGUUCAAAAACUGUACUCCAUCUCACAAGAAUUGUCGAAGGAGAAAUUUGCGACCGUCCAAGCGAGGAUAGCACAUAGGUUCGUGAUGUCUGACCCCGACUUUCCUACUGUUGGGCCAAUUGAUGAUGUGGAUAUGUUUGCAUCAUAUGUAAGGUUGCUCCACAAGCAUGACAACCUUCUCAAAGAUCCAACGUAG